CUUAAACCUCGAUUUUUUUGAUAAUUCAUAGCUAUUAAAUCAGAAAAUAGUGUUUACGUAAAUAUUGGAUUGGUUUCUUUAUAAAGUUAUUUUGUUUUGUGCUGUUUCUACGCUGCGGUGAGUACAGUCUUGGUUUUAUUAUGUCGGGACGAGCAUCUAGGCCUAAGAAAAGACGGGAGCCAUCAAGUAAACAUCGCAAGCGUUGUCGUGAUGAUUCGCAUAGAAACCAAUACUGUCCUUCCCGUGACGAUGCACUUGAUACGAUUAUUGGGCGGUUAAGUGCGAUUGAAGAUAGGCUUUCUUCUACGCCCGCAUCUAUGACUGACACACUCCCAGCACGUGAUAUUAUCACGCCACCGUUGCCGACAACAUCUGCUCACACGGAUAAUAUCACAAUCACAUCGGUUGAAUCGGCUAAUAGGAAUGCAAACACAGACAGUUCAAUAGUCAGUGCAUUGUCAUCCCUUUUACAAGUUAGGAGUGGUCAUUACUAUAUUUCAAACUUUGACCCCGACAUCCACGACUUUGAUGUUUGGUGUGCUGAAGUAGACAGGGGGCGUGAGCUUAACCGUUGGGAUGAUCGGGAGUGCUUAUCACGCAUAGGGGGUUGCCUUUUAGGUCAAGCGCGUACAUGGUUAAAUAGCUGGACCUCGGACAAUCGUACAUGGACAAACUUUAAGGUGGAAUUUCGUUCACUCUGCCCGCGGAAUAUUGACAUUGCUAACAUAUUAUUUGAUGUAAUGUGUACCAAUUCAAAUAAUUUCAGAACUUACGCUGAGUAUGCACGUAAAACAAUACUAAGAUUAAACAUUGUAAAAGGUUUAUCGGACGAACUCAAAACUGCAAUUGUAAUUCGUGGAAUUGUUGAUGUACAGGUCAAAGCUGCUGCUGCUAACGGUAAUCUUACCUAUCACCAGUUAGUAGAUUUUCUUUCGGUUUAUUGCAAACCUAAUCAUAAUGCUCGAUCGACCCGCAACAUUCCUCAACAGGUUACAAAUAAUGAUGAUAGUUCCAAUAUGCGUAAACGCGGGUUAAUAAAUGACCAGUCGGGUUUUAAAUGCUAUAAUUGCGGUGGUUAUGGUCAUAGACGGUGGCAAUGUUCAAAAAGACAAAAAAUGGAAACUAAUGAAACCGUCACCAAUUCUACUACAACAAAUGAUCCCCAAUCACUCCAUAAGACACACCUAUCUUGCACAUUCUGUGGAAAAAUUGGUCAUUCAGUACAAAAAUGUUUUGUUAAACAACGCACAGAAACUAAUAAUAAUGGAGCAGUGAAUGUAAAUUUUUGUCGUAAGAAUGAUUUUGCUCAACAAAGUAAUGUGAUGUCUGCUGUGGUUGAGAAGGUUCCGGUGGAUGUUUUGAUUGAUAGUGGGUCCGACAUAUCGUUGAUAUCAAAGUCAGUAUUGAAACACAUUAAAUGCAAUCAAGUACCUACCUAUCGAUUAAUGCGGGGAAUAGGAAGCCAGGAGAUCGAGUCUGUUAGUUACGUUACUACGGUAGUAGAGUUUCCGGAAAUAUCCGUAGAAGUUGAUUUGUACGUUGUACCGUCGGAAAGUAUGAGUGUACCUCUAUUGUUAGGCACGGAUGUUUUAAACCGUAAGGGCGUAACUUACAUACGCAGGGGUGAUUCACAACGGCUAACAAGAGAUCAAAACGAGGCUCAGGUGCAUCAUUUACGUGCUUUAGAUACUGUUGCUAUCAAUACACCAUUGGUAGGUGACAAUAAAAAUAGGCUGCUCUCUCUUUUAAAUGAAUUCUCAGAUACGUUUAUCACGGGCACCGCAAUGACUACUGUCAACACCGGCUGUAUGGAAAUAAAGCUCAAUAGUAAUAAUCCCGUUCAUUACCGACCGUACAAACUUUCUGCUGACGAGAAAGUACGAGUAAAGGAAAUCACUGACGACUUGUUGGAUAAAGGAAUUAUUCGUGAAUCACAGUCGGAGUACGCCAGUCCAAUCAUACUUGUCAAAAAAAGAGACGGGAGUGAUAGGAUGUGCGUGGACUACCGUGCCUUGAAUGCGAUAACAGUCAAAGAUAGAUUUCCUUUACCGCUUAUCGAUGAUCAUAUCGACAAAUUAGGGAAAGCUAAAUUCUUUUCAAGUUGCGACAUGGCCUCUGGGUUUCACCAGGUGCCUAUGAAGGAUGACGAGUCUAUCAGUAAAACAGCAUUUGUAACACCAGAAAAUCAUUUUGAGUACUUGAAAAUGCCCUAUGGCUUGACAAAUGCUCCUGUCGUAUAUCAGAAAAUCAUUUCAAAGACCUUGAAAUCCCUGAUAGACACUGGAAAAGUCCUUACGUAUAUAGAUGACGUGCUCAUAAUGUCAGAAUCGAUAGAUGAGGGGCUUGAGCUCUUAAGACAAGUUCUUGAGACACUCAGUGCUGCCGGCUUUUCAAUCAACCUUAAGAAAUGUGUUUUCUUAGAUACAGAAGUUGAGUACUUGGGGAGAUUGAUCAGUCAGGGUCAGAAAGAAAAAAAGAUCUCAUUCCCCGAGUAG
This is a messenger RNA of Plutella xylostella (diamondback moth), 2495 nucleotides long. NCBI's taxonomy places the organism in Eukaryota, Metazoa, Arthropoda, Insecta, Lepidoptera, Plutellidae. The record is from RefSeq and is a predicted model, not a curated record.